This is a messenger RNA of Haliotis rufescens (red abalone), 5597 nucleotides long. Its product is annotated as DNA damage-binding protein 1-like. Bases 7 to 3537 code for a protein of 1176 amino acids. Gene Ontology annotation, biological process: proteasome-mediated ubiquitin-dependent protein catabolic process; DNA repair. The record is from RefSeq and is a predicted model, not a curated record. The transcript has 27 exons. Gene Ontology annotation, cellular component: site of double-strand break; nucleus. Lineage: Eukaryota; Metazoa; Mollusca; Gastropoda; Lepetellida; Haliotidae. Gene Ontology annotation, molecular function: protein binding; nucleic acid binding.
CAACGCAUGCGCAGAUCUCAAUUCCGUCUCCAGCCAUUUGGAGUGGUGAUGGAAAACAUUAGGCGUACUGUGUUAGAAUCAUUAUCUACCAGCAACAUGGCGUACAAUUACGUAGUGACAGCUCAUAAGCCAACUUCCGUCAAUGCUUGUGUUACAGGCAACUUCACCUCUCCUGAUGAUUUGAAUCUUAUUAUUGCCAAAAACACUCGCAUGGAGCUGUAUGUGGUCACACCAGAAGGCCUCCGCCCGGUCAAGGAAGUUGGUAUAUAUGGAAAGAUAGCUGUGAUGGAGUUAUUCAGACCUCCAGGAGAGACAAAGGAUCUGCUGUUUGUGUUGACGGCUCGCUAUCACGCCAUGAUCCUGGAAUGUCAACAGGAAGGAGACACACUGGAGAUUAUCACUCGUGCACAUGGGAACGUUCAGGAUCGUAUUGGUCGUCCAUCUGAGACUGGUAUCAUUGGCAUAAUCGAUCCACAGUGUCGUGUCAUUGGACUCCGAUUGUAUGAUGGUCUCUUCAAGGUUAUUCCCCUUGACCGGGACAACCGAGAACUUAAAGCUUUUAAUAUCAGAUUGGAGGAGCUGACAGUGAUCGACAUGCAGUUUCUCCACGGAUGUUCCACACCCACUGUCAUCCUGGUCCAUCAGGACCAACAUGGCCGCCAUGUGAAGACCUAUGAGAUAUCCCUCCGUGACAAAGAGUUCCAGAAGGGCCCGUGGAAGCAGGACAAUGUGGAAACCGAGGCCUGCAUGGUCAUCGCAGUUCCAGAACCCUUUGGAGGAGCUCUGAUAGUAGGCCAGGAGUCCAUCACCUACCACAAGGGCGACAACUACAUACCUGUGGCGCCCCCGGCCAUCAAGCAAAAUGCGCUGACAUGUUAUGGCAAGGUAGACACGAACGGCUCGCGGUACCUGCUGGGGGACAUGGCGGGGAGACUUUUCAUGUUGCUCUUGGAGAAGGAGGAGAAAAUGGACGGCACAGCAGUGGUCAAGGAUCUCAAAGUGGAACUCUUGGGAGAGACAACAAUCGCAGAAUGCAUCACAUACUUGGACAAUGGUGUUGUUUUCAUCGGAUCGCGUCUUGGAGACUCCCAUCUAGUCAAGCUGAAUGUGGAUUCGGAUGAAAGUGGAUCGUAUGUGCAGGUCAUGGAGACGUUCACCAACCUCGGACCCAUUGUUGACAUGUGUGUCGUCGACCUUGAGAGACAGGGUCAGGGACAGCUGGUCACUUGCUCCGGGGCCUACAAGGAAGGAUCACUGAGGAUCAUCCGAAAUGGAAUCGGUAUCCACGAACACGCCACCAUUGAUCUGCCAGGAAUUAAAGGAAUCUGGCCCCUGAGGGUGAACUCCCCGGACUUCGACAAUUUGCUCGUGCUUUCUUUUGUUGGACAAAGUCGUGUUCUCAUGUUGAAUGGUGAAGAGGUGGAGGAGACAGAAAUGGCUGGAUUUGACGGGGACCAGCAGACAUUCUUCUGUGGCAAUGUUGUUGGGAACCAGUUGGUGCAGAUCACCCCCAGUUCUAUCCGGCUGAUCAGCUGUGACAGCAAGACAUUGGUGGCUGAGUGGAAACAUCCCUCGGGGAAGAACAUCAGUCUGGCCAGUUGUAACACCUGUCAGGCUGUCGUCGCCAUCGGCAGCGAGCUCUACUAUCUCAAGAUACUCACAGGAGAUAUUAAGGAAGUCAGCCACGCCACCAUGGAGCAUGAGGUGGCUUGUGUCGACAUCAGUCUCACCAAGACGGGCAAGGAUGAGGCGGAGCUGUGUGCUGUGGGGCUGUGGACAGACAUAUCCGUCCGUGUCCUCAAACUCCCCAACUUCGAUAGUCUGCAUGUGGAGAUGCUGGGUGGAGAGAUCAUCCCCCGGUCCAUCCUGCUGACGACGUUUGAAGGCAUCCACUAUUUACUGUGUGCUCUGGGAGAUGGGUCUCUGUUCUACUUCAAUCUCAGCGUCGGCGAACAGACGAAAGGUAUUCUGAAUGAGAAGAAGAAGGUGACCCUGGGGACACAACCCACAGUCCUGCGCACCUUCAAGUCGCUCUCGACCACCAACAUCUUCGCCUGUUCCGACAGGCCCACGGUCAUCUACUCCUCCAAUCACAAGCUUGUUUUCUCCAAUGUUAAUCUCCGAGAAGUCAACCAUAUGUGUCCACUUAACUCCGAUGGCUAUCGGGACAGUUUGGCUCUAGCCAGUGAUAGUUCUCUGAUUAUCGGCACCAUUGAUGAAAUCCAGAAACUUCACAUCCGAACCAUCCCCCUGGGAGAGUCUCCAAGACGUAUAGCUUAUCAAGAAUCCUCGGAGACGUUUGGCAUCAUCUCAUUCCGUACCGACAUCCAGGACAACCAAGGGACACGAGCCACCCGGGUCAGCGCCAGCACCCACGCCAACAACGUCAGCGUCAGCUCCAACGCCAAACUCAUGACUGGAUCGUCCACGUCAACGUCAGAACAUACAUACGGGGAUGAAGUGGAGAUUCAUUCUCUGUUGGUGAUCGAUCAGCAUACAUUUGAGGUCCUGUUUGCGCACCAGUUAAUGACUAAUGAAUGUGCAACAAGUCUGAUCUCGGCCAAGCUAGGAGAGGACGCCAGCACGUACUACAUCGUAGGCACAGCUCUCGUCUACCCGGAUGAGGCGGAGCCCAAACAGGGGCGCAUCCUCAUCUUCCAUUUCAAGGAUGCCAAGCUGACGCAGGUGGCAGAGAAGGAAAUCAAAGGAGCCGCCUACACACUGGUGGAGUUUAAUGGCAAGCUGCUGGCCAGUAUCAACAGCACGGUCCGGUUAUUUGAGUGGACGGCCGAGAAGGAACUCCGCCUGGAGUGUAGUCAUUUCAACAACAUCAUUGCCCUGUAUCUCAAGACGAAGGGGGACUUUGUGUUGGUGGGCGACCUCAUGAGGUCGAUCACAUUGCUGGCAUACAAGCCUCUGGAGGGAACCUUUGAAGAGAUUGCCCGAGAUUGUAACCCAAGCUGGAUGACGGCUGUUGAAGUGUUGGAUGACGACAACUUCCUGGGAGCAGAGAACUCGUUCAACAUAUUCACAUGUCAGAAGGAUAGUGCUGCAGCAACAGAUGAAGACCGGCAACAGCUGCAAGAAGUGGGCCUCUUCCAUCUCGGCGAGUUUGUCAAUGUCUUCAGACAUGGAUCACUGGUGAUGCAACAUGCGGGGGAAAAUGCUACACCUCUCCAGGGCUCCGUGCUCUUCGGAACCGUCAACGGUGCAGUGGGGUUGGUGGCACAGCUGCCCCACGACUUCUACAACUUCCUCCUGGAAGUCCAGAACCGACUGGCCAAGGUCAUCAAGAGUGUUGGCAAAGUGGAACACUCAGUAUGGCGAUCUUUCUACACUGAACGUAAGACUGAGGCUUGCGUCGGGUUUAUCGAUGGUGACCUCAUUGAGAGUUACCUUGACCUCUCUCGGGACAAGAUGCAGGAGGUUGUGCAGGGGCAACAGCUAACCAUGAUUGACGACGGUAGCGGCAUGAAGCGAGACGCCACGGUGGGAGAACUUGUGAAGAUGAUAGAGGAGCUGACUCGCAUACACUGAUGUGACGUCCCCCGAGGUGACAUGGUCACCCCACCAUAUCCGUGCAGACAACAGACUCGAAGCACUAAACUAGACAACUCCCACAAGAACAGUCAAUCCUGUGUCCAAGUGCUAAGACUACAACCAGUGCUCUGCGACUACACACCGUUAUCCACCUUCACGGGACGACGUCCUGUGUUCUAUGUUUGUAUUGUGACCACAAGGAUGUUUUGUGAUAUGUAUUGGGAUAAAGCAUCGAUAUUGAUCAACUGGCCAUUUUGUCGACGACGGUCAGGACGAUUGAGGAAUGAUCUGGCUGAUCGGCAUUGUGGACUAUGGCACCAUGAGAAAUUAAGACAACCUGCAAUUAUGCAACCUUGAUGGAAACUCGGAAAUUUUUUCUCCGCAAUCAAUAGAGUUGUAACAAUCCAUGUCACGAUAGCGUAUGUUGAUAGUAAGGAUGCCCUGUGUGAUAUUGUAGCUCUCGGUAUCAUUACUCAUACUACAGUGAAUCGGUCAGCCUUCGUAAUCCGACUAUCAUUUUGUGUUUAUUCUUUCUUUUUGACAUGUGAAAAAAUUAAUUAAACAGGCCGUAAAAAGACCUGGGUCUUUCCAAAAAUAAUUUCUGAUUCUUAACCAUCACAACUGUCAGACUUUAUGAGCUAAUUAAUAAAGCAGCCAUGAUUACUCUUGCAAAAUGGUACCGACUUGGAUGACAUGGUGAAGAAAGAAGAAACUGUAUAGAAUGUAGCAGUUAUGUAGACCAUAAGUAUCUUCUGUAGGAAUUGUUUUGGUUCCAGUGUGUCAUUUGCAACAUUUUGAAACUAAUGGUGAUAUUAUUGGUUUCAUUUGUGAAAUAUUCAUUGUAUGCCUACAUCAAUAAUUGUCUCAACAAAGAAUUGGUGGUCUUUGUGUUCACUGGUAGGAGUGUUGAAUGUCCAAAACACUAUAAUCAUUUCUAAUCAGUGUUCGAAAGUAGGCAGGAGUGCCCUGGGGUCCUUGUCCAACCCCUGUUGAAUGGAAGAUUUUAAGGGUCAUAUACUGUAGGGUCAAACCUCAAGGACCCCCGGACCUCUCCUUAAGUUCGAUCACUGAUUAUUGUCUGUCAAACAGAAAAUUAUUUUUGUAUAAGCAAACUACACUUUCAACCAACGUAAUCAGGACUGUAGCUAUUGUGUGAUGCUGUGAGGUUAAGACAAGGAGUAUUGGACUUAAAAGGCUCAUAUGUGCAUUGGUCUUUGGGCUACAGCUCAUUUGUAUUGAGAAUCUUUUGAUAGUUUGUUUUAUUUAAGGCUGAAAAAAAAUAAGUCUUGGUUCUCAGGCACCGCCCGCAUCAUCAUAAAGUCUGCCCCCCAUUUCAUUUCUAUUUCCAUUUUAAAACAAUAACCAAAAAAAUCCUUAAAUAUUCAAAGUCCAACGGUAGUUAAAUACUAAAUUCCAGUAUUUUACUCAUCAAGGAAUACAUUUAUAAUACAUUUAUGUAGGGAGGUCCUUUCCGAGGUUGAUUGUACACAACUGUUUACAGUAUUUGGUUUCAUACUAGUUUCAACAACAACAAAAACAAAAAACACUGCCUGCCCGCAAUAUUCUUUCAAAAGCCAUUGCCUGAGAACCAAUUCUUUUAUUUUUUAAGCCUUAUUAUAGUGAUAUAUUUAGCUUUGCUGGAGUAUUAACAAUUAGUAUUUGUGAAUACUUAAGAAAAUACUGGAAAUAUUGAUUUAUUUGAUUUAAGGUUAUGGAGUCAGUUCCAGUCAUCUUUUGUUUGACUUGACAAUGGCAUGUUCACUGUGAGUCUUGAUAUAUCUCCAUGUUUCAAUUUUUUCUAAAUGUUAAGGUCAUUGAUCUUUUUUAUCUGGACCUUGUUUAACAAAGUGAUCAUAGCGCUACGUCUGUCGUAAAUCAGUGUUAUUGUGUAGGAGUUACGAUGGUCGUAGCACUGCCAUCAACCUUCAUUUGUCGCAAGUCAUGUCAUCCCUUCACAUUGUCCGUGUGUUGUUAACUUGUUAGCUUGUUAACAUGAAUAUUCAGGAAGAUAGUACUGUUCAUGACUGUUCCAACCAAUAAAAGAAUCACAAAACAAA